CAAGUUUCAAAAUAGAUCUCACGAUUUGUGGCGAAUUGCCACAUCAAAUCUCAAUUCCAGAGCACCGCGUGGUGCUGAGCACGGCGGCUGUCGCUGUCCACUUUGGGGUGCUGUCAGACAGCACUAUAGUGACAGUGCCAUGAAGUUGGACAUCGACCGAGAAUUCUCGGAGGAGAUGAGGCAACUUCAAGAUCUGGGAGAUCCCAUUGAGGAGGCCACCUCAGAUGCCGAAGCCGAAGACGCAGGCGAAUCCAGUCCGGGGGACUCUCCCAAGGAGGCUGCAGAGAGCGUCAUGACGACGACAGUAAUCUUUGAUGAGGAGAACAACUUGCUGGAGUUGACACAGACAGAGCUUGUGGUCCUGAAGCAGAGUUGGGAUAUGCUCAUGGAAGCUUUGGGAGGCGAACGAGAGACUGUGGGAGAUGCCAUCUAUGGAAUUCUCACAGAACGUUUGACAAUCCUGAAGGAGAGCUUCAAGGGGCGGCCCAGAGCGAUCAUCUCCUUGAAUCUCUUCAAUGGCUUCCGCUUGCUUUGCGACAAAGCCCGUGACCCGGAGGAGUUGAAGACCCAAGUGGAGACUUUGGGUUUCAAGCACUUGGGGCACGAGAUCACUCAGCAGCGAGUGGAUGGCGUUUGUGACGCCUUCUUAGCGCUCAUGUCGCAGAACGUGGCAGAGCUGCCUCCUGGAAGCGUGAACGUUUGGCAGAAGGUGCUCAGCUACACAGGCUCAUGCUGCAGGUAUGUGACAGCGACCUAUUCCGAACGUUUGAAGAUCAUCGAGGACGACUGGAUUGAGGUCUUGGCUGCUGCGGAGUCCGACCAGCAGGCGCACGCCGGUCACGGCGCCAAGGGAGGCACCACGCCCAAGCCUGGCGCCGGCAGCACGUCGCCCAAGCCCGGCGGUGAUGGCGAGGGCAAGGCCAAGGGAGGUGAGGAGGAGGUGGCGGUCACGCGCAGCUUCGGGGCGAUGUGCAGCUUUAGCAUGGAGAUCAUUGGUUUGCAGAGUGAAGGCUGGAUGGCUGAGCUGUUGGAAGUCUUUGGCAACCUGGUGGAGAGGAUCGGAAAUCCCUCGCAUCUCAUGGAGGAGUGUGAGCUGCUGGCCAUUAGCAUGAUCCUGAAGUCCAAGUCGAAGAAGGAGAUUGGCUUUGACAUCUUCAAGCCCGUGAUGCUCACGGCGCUCCGCUCCUUGCUCCCGACCAGUUGGAGCUCCUCCCACGAGACUGCCUGGGAGUGGCUGUGGUCCACGAUCAGUCGAAACCUGCGAGAGGGCACCCAAAAGGUGCGGGUCUUCAAGCCCUACAAUUCUCAACUCUUCUCGGCACUCAAGGACCAGCAGAUGGCCUACUUCCGGGAGAAUCUCUAUGCGGACUUCUUCACCAAGUGCGCUAUGAGCCAGGAGAUUUUCAAGCAGUCGCAGACCAGGCUUCACUACAUCGCCGAUGGAGUUCUGCGCUCCUCCUAUGACAUCCUGCACAAACCCAAACAAGUCAUGGUCGAUGAGCUCUCUGCUCUGGGUUUGCGACAUGUAGGCUAUGGGAUCCCCAUUGAGCUCUUUGCUCCCUUCACCGACUCCUGCGUCCUGGUCAUCAAGCAACUCGUUGCCGAGAUGCCCAAAUCCGAGUCGAUGAAGAUUGUCGCAUGCCCCGCCGUUGGUCUGCAUCAGGCAGAAGAGCGUGACGUCCCAGAAUAUAUGAUGGUCGAGGGCUUCCGCUGGUCCAUCGGCCUCGUGGCACGUUUGCUGAUGCGGAUCAUCACCGAAGGGUCCACUGCUGUGAUGCAGGCGAUUUGUUUGGAUAAUUCUGAUCUCUUGCAGCAGGCAUUGAGGGAAGCUCCCCGGGCUCGGCGCUCAAAGUUACAGCUGCGGGUUCGCGUGGGGAGCCAGACGAUUUCUCCCUUGUACUGGGCCCUCAGGAGUGGUCGACAUACCUCAGCAAAGACGAUGCUGGAAGAUAUUCUCACCAUUCGCGCGGAUCGAGACAAAUACUACUAUGGCAACAAUGACAUCUUCAGGUACCAGCCGAACAUUGCUGCGGACUUGUUGCAAGAAGCUCCCAAGUUGGUGCAGACCUUGCUGGAUGGGUUGAUUUGGCGCUCACACAAGACACAGGAUGGACUGCGGCCGGUGAUUUACUACAUGGAGCAUCUAUUGCAAGACAUGGAUGAGAAUCAGAUGCUCUCCCGAGCCUUGUUGAGCUUCAUGCACUUCAAGGAUCCAAAGGUCAUUGUCCACCCCAUCCUGAUGUUUGUGCUGGAUUUGCUCUGGGAGAAACUGAUCCUGCGAUUCUUUGUGUCGGACCAAAUCUUCCGAGCGGUGAACUUCAUCAUCUACCUCUUUGCCGCCUGUUUCUUUAAUACCGAUGAAGCAAUUGCAGAUCCGGUGAUGUCCAAAAUGCUGGCUGCUUCGCGGCUUUUGGUCUACAUCCUGGGCUUCGGCUAUUUGUUGACUACCAACAUCCGUGAACUCUGGAAGCACAUGAGCAGCCUUGAGGAGGAUCACCGGCGACUUGGCGCAUGUCGAAAGUGUCCUGAAUUCUUGAAGAAGACCUCUGGUGUCCUCAGCUUCUUGUUGAUGAUGAACCUUGCAGUGAUGCUCACAGUCGAACCCUUGCUCCAUUGCUUCGGGAAGACGGAGGGAUGGAUCUCCUUUACCUGCGAUGCCUGGACCGACCACAUGCAUUUGGUCCACGAGAUUUGUUUGGUGCUCGGAAUCUUCUUGUAUGUGCUGUUGAUCUUUGGUAUUGGCAGCAAUAUCUCCAUCACGCUCUCAGAGUACCGCGUCUUGUGUCUGCGUGCUGGGAAGCAGGUGAUGCUUUGCAUGAGUGUGGUGACAUUGGUGAUUUUCACCUUCGGCUUCUGUAUCACUGCGAUGACCCGUGAGGUCGCGAUCGUGGGCACCCACGAAUGGGAUGGUGUGGGAUCCACCAUCACUCAUUUGCUGCAGCUCACCGUGGGCAUUCUGGACUUGGAAGACUUGACUGGAAUCUCUGCCAAGAGCCCUUCCCUCUUCGUGGUGAUUGCAGGCUUCUUGCUGCUGGUCUACAGCUUUCUCUUUAACUUGCUGGUCUCGUGA
Messenger RNA from Durusdinium trenchii, 3070 nucleotides. Lineage: Eukaryota; Dinophyceae; Suessiales; Symbiodiniaceae. The record is from the annotation of a GenBank genome assembly.